CUACAGGAGAACGCGUGUUUGCGGUGACUUCAAUUAAUCAAGGAACUUUUUUAUAUGUUUGUGUCAGGAUAUAUUCAACACUAUCGUUUAAACAAAUUUUUAGAUAAAAUAGGGAUAUAGAACUAUAGUUUAUGCGCUUUAGUUAGAUUGGUUGAGGGAAAAGUUUGAGAUACCUGGCGCCUGGGAAUUGCCCGCGGAGCACCGGAAGUGGACUUGGAUGAAUAUCAUGAGGGCCGUGAGUUUUGAGAACUUUUUAGCAAAGAAGUACGGGACGGAGAAGAGAUUCGGCUUAGAAGGCUGCGAAUCGUUCAUUCCGACCAUGGCGGAAUGCAUGGAAACAUCGGCUUUACAUGGUAACUAAACUGAUUCUCCUGAACCCAGGUAUCGAGCAAAGUUUCCAAGUGAUUUUUCUGAGUUUCCGUUUACGAUCUUUAAAAUUUCGAUUCUAUCUUGAUUUAUUUGCCUUAUUUAUUGGUCAGGAGUCGAAACUAUAGUUAUCGGUAUGGCGCAUCGUGGUCGUCUAAAUACUUUGGCGAACAUCUGCUUGAAACCGAUGAGUCAAUUGUUUACUCAAUUCAACCCGAUCGCUCUGGAAGGAUUCGGUUCCGGUGACGUAAAGUAUCACCUUGGAACGCACUCGGAGAAACUAUUAGAAAGAACCAAGAAGAAAAUUCUUGUCGCCAUAAUGGCGAACUCUUCUCAUCUGGAAGCAAUCGACCCGGUUAUAGUCGGUCGUGUUCGCGCCGAACAAGUCGAGAAAGGUGACUAUAAACGUAAGUGUUGAGAAACGUAAUAUAAUUUUCUAACAAACGAUAAGACUUCCUUGAAAUAAAUCGACUUCUGCAGACGGCAAAAGAUCGUUGGCUAUACUGGUUCACGGUGACGCCGCUUUUGCU
Molecule: messenger RNA, 896 nt
Organism: Vollenhovia emeryi
Lineage: Eukaryota; Metazoa; Arthropoda; Insecta; Hymenoptera; Formicidae
Product: 2-oxoglutarate dehydrogenase, mitochondrial-like
Exons: 2
Coding region: 503-784 (93 amino acids)
Biological process (GO): tricarboxylic acid cycle
Cellular component (GO): oxoglutarate dehydrogenase complex; mitochondrion
Molecular function (GO): thiamine pyrophosphate binding; oxoglutarate dehydrogenase (succinyl-transferring) activity
Source: RefSeq, a predicted model, not a curated record